AUGAAAACGCUGGUCCAGGCGUUUCAGGCGGUGCCCGACCCCAUGGCGCGCUACAAGCAGCUGCUGUUCUUCGCCACCAAGCUGCAGCCCUUCCCUGUGGAGGAGCACACAGAGGAGAACAAGGUCAAGGGCUGCGUGAGCCAGGUCUGGGUGAUUGCGGAGCUGCGGGAUGACAAGAUUUACUGGAAAGCAGACUCCGACUCGCAGCUGACCAAGGGCUUGGCGGCGCUGCUGGUACAGGGCCUGAGCGGGUGCACCCCGCAGGAAAUUGUGCGGAUGCCGCCCGACUUCAUCGCCCAGCUGGGCCUGCAGCAGAGCCUGACGCCGUCACGCAACAACGGCUUCCUCAACAUGUUCAAGCUGAUGCAGAAGAAAGCGCUGGACAUGUACAUGCAGCAGCAGGCGGGCAGCGACAGCGAGGGCAUGGCAGCCAGCGCCAGCAGCGGCGGCGAUGGGGCGGCCGGCGCCGGCACGGCGGAGCAGCAGCAGGGCAGCAGCAACGGCAAUGGCAACGGCAACAACAGCGAGGCCAGCGCCACGCCCGUGGCAGACAGCAUCCAGCGCAAGCUGCGGGAGGAGCUGCAGCCGCUGCGGCUGGAGGUUGUGGACAACUCGCACCAGCACGCGGGGCACGGGGGCUACCGCGGCAGCGCCACAUACAGCGGCGAGACGCACUUCAACGUGGAGGUUGUGUCUGCUCGGUUCGAGGGGCUGACCAGCAUCAAGCGGCACCGCCUGGUGUACCAGAUCCUGGACGACGAGCUGCGCAGCCCGGUGCACGCGCUGUCGCUCAUCACCAAGACGCCGGCAGAGGCGGGCAUGGCGUGA
This is a messenger RNA of Chlorella variabilis, 828 nucleotides long. RefSeq lists its product as hypothetical. The transcript is spliced from 5 exons. The record is from RefSeq and is a predicted model, not a curated record. The coding region runs from base 1 to 828 and encodes 275 amino acids. Lineage: Eukaryota; Viridiplantae; Chlorophyta; Trebouxiophyceae; Chlorellales; Chlorellaceae.